Messenger RNA from Neofelis nebulosa (Clouded leopard), 6388 nucleotides. Its product is annotated as sialic acid-binding Ig-like lectin 10. Gene Ontology annotation, cellular component: plasma membrane. Gene Ontology annotation, biological process: cell adhesion. NCBI's taxonomy places the organism in Eukaryota, Metazoa, Chordata, Mammalia, Carnivora, Felidae. Gene Ontology annotation, molecular function: sialic acid binding. The coding region runs from base 3378 to 5441 and encodes 687 amino acids. The record is from RefSeq and is a predicted model, not a curated record. The transcript has 12 exons.
CAGUUAGGUUACUAGCAUGUUGGGCCAAUAUUUUUAAGACUUUUUAAUUUUAGCCCCUCCUAAGAUAGGUCUAGUGUUGGGCUAAUUUUCUGUCACUUGAAUGCCAUCACCCUUUUGGAGCUUUCACUGAAUACUCCAUAGAUUCAAGAAGGUAUCUUUACUCUGGCUGGAGGGAAUAUACACAUGUCCAAGCCCUUUGUGAGCUCUGGGAAUCUUCCAACUAAUAACUCUCUGGUAAUUGCUCUCUCCUUAGAAAUUGUUCUCAUUCGGGUUCAUGGGGUUUCACCCUAUGCUUGCGCAGAUCCAACGACUCCAGGACCUUUCAUGGAGACUCUGAACCCUUUCUCCACAAUACUCCUGUCUGAAACUCUGACCUACAUAUUUUAGCCGCAUCAGCUUCCUAACCUUCAAAGUCUGGCUGCUCAACUCAGUGAAAUUUCAGUCCCUUUCAUGGUGCCCUUACCCUUUUUCUUACUCUGCUAUCUACAAACAAACUCCUCACAGAAAACGUCAGUGAUUAUAUGGUUCACCUCAUUUUUGUCCUUCUCUCAAGGAUCACCCUUCUUCCAUGUAUGAAAAGAGAAGUUUCUUGUAUUUUGUUUGAUAUCCUAGUUGUUUACAGGAGGAUAAUUCUGGACCCUAUGACUCUCUCAUGCUCAGAAGCAGAAGUCUCCAGCAGACUGUUUGUUUAUUUAUUUAUUUAAUUUAAAAAAUAUCUUUAUUUCUUUUUUAAAUUAAUUAAUCAAUCAAUUUUUAAAUUUACAUCCAAGUUAGUUAGCAUAUAGUGCAAUAAUGAUUUCAGGAGUAGAUCCCAGUGAUUCAUCCCCUAUGUAUAACAUCCAGUGCUCAUCCCAACAAGUGUCUUCCUUAAUGCCCCUUAUACAUUUAGCCAUCCUCCCUCCCACAACCUCUCCAGUAAACCUCUGUUUGUUCUUCAUAAUUAAGAGUCUCUUAUGUUUUGUCCCCCUCCCUGUUUUUAUAUUAUUUUUGCUUCCUUUCCCUGUGAUCGUCUGUUCUGUGUCUUAAAUUCCUCAUAUGAGUGAAGUCAUAUGAUAUUCGUCUUUUUCUGACUAAUUUUGCUUAACAUAAUACCCCUAGUUUCAUCCACGUGGUUGCAAAUGGCAAGAGUUCAUUCUUUUUGAUUGCCGAGUAAUACUCCAUUGUAUGUGUAUACCACAUCCUCUUUAUCCAUCCAUCCAUUGAUGGACACUUGGGUUCUUUCCAUACUUGGCUAUUGUUGAUAGUGCUGCUAUUAACAUUGGGGUGUGUGUGUCUCUUUCAAACACUACACCUGUAUCCUUUGGAUAGAUACCUAGUAGUGCAAUUGCUGGGUCGUAGGGUAGUUCUAUUUUUAAUUUUUUGAGGAACCUCCAUACUGUUUUCCAGAGUGGCUGCACCAGUUUGCAUUCCCACCAGCAGUGCAAAAAAGAUCCUCUUUCUCCACAUCCUCGCCAACAUCUGUCGUUGCCUGAGUUGUUAAUGUUAGCCAUUCUGACUGAUGUGAGGGGGUAUCUCAUUGUGGUUUUAACUUGUGUUUCCCUGAUGAUGAGUGAUGUUGAGCAUUUUUUCAUGUGUCGGUUGGCCAUCUGGACGUCUUUGGAGAAGUGUCUAUUCGUGUCUUUUUGCCCAUUGCUUCACUGGAUUAUUUGUCUUUUGGAUGUCGAGUUUGAUAAGUUCUUUAUAGAUUUUGGAUACUAACCCUUUAUCUGAUAUGUCACUUGCAAAUAUCUUCUCCCAUUCCAUUGGUUGCCUUUUAGUUUUGCUGACUGUUUCCUUCUCUGUGCGGAAGCUUUUUGUUUUGAUGAGGUCCCAAUAGUUCAUUUUUGCUUUUGUUUCCCUUGCCUCCGGAGAUGUGUUGAGUAAGAAGUUGCUGUGGCCAUGAUCAAACAGGUUUUUGCCAGCUUUCUCCUCUAGGAUUUUGAAGGCUUCCUGUCUUAUGUUUAGGUCUUUCAUCCAUUUUGAGUUUCUUUUUGUGUAUGGUGUAAGAAAGUGGUCCAGGUUCAUUCUUCUGCAUGCCGCUGUCCAGUUUUCCCAGCACCACUUGCUGAAGAGACUGUCUUUAUUCCAUUGGGUGUUCUUUCCUGCUUUGUCAAAGAUUAGUUGGCUAUGUGUUUGUGGGUCCAUUUCUGAGUUCUCUCUUCUGUUCCAUUGAUCCUGAGUGUCUGUUUUUGUGCCAGUACCAUACUGUCUUGAUACUUAUAGCUUUGUAAUACAGCUUGACAUCCAGGAUUGUGAUGCCUCCAGCUUUGGUUUUCUUUUUCGGGAUUGCUUUGGUUAUUUGGGGUCUUUUCUGGUUCCAUACAAAUUUUAGGAUUGUUUGUUCUAGCUCUGUGAAGAAUGCUGGUGUUAUUUUGAUAGGGAUUGCUUUGAAUAUGUAGAUUGCUUUGGGUAGUAUUGACAGUUUAACAAUAUUUGUUCUUCCAAUCCAAGAACUUGGAAUAUUUUUCCAUUUUUUAGUGUGUCUUCUUCAAUUUAUUUCAUAAGCUUUCUAUAGUUUUCAGUGUAUAGACUUUUCACCUCUUUGGUUAGGUUUAUUCCUAGGUCUUUUAUGUUUUUUAUUUAUUUAUUUUAAAGAUUUUAAUUUUCGUAAGUGAUCUCUACACCCAACUCUCAACCCCAAGAUUAAGAGUUACAUAAUCUACUGACUGAGCCAGCCAGGUGCUCCCCCACCCCCUUGAAUUUUUAAUAACUGUUUUAUUAAGAUACAACUUAUAUAACACAAAAUUAAUUCAUUGUAAGUGUACAGUUCAAUGGCUUUUUUAGUAAAUUUAUAGAGUUGUGUAGUCAUUGUCACACAUUUUUAUUAGCCUAAAGAGGACCCUUGUGCCCAUUUGUAAUCAAUACCAGUCCUUUCACAGCUCCAGGAACUCAUUGAUCUGCUUUCAGUCUCUAAUGAACUAUUUUAUGAAUAUUUCAUAUACAUCGAAUCACAUAAUAUAAAGUCUGUUGUGCCUGAUAUCUUUCACCAGACAUUAGGUUUUUGAGGUCCAAACAUGUUAGAACACGUGCCAUUAGUUAGUGGCAUUUUAUUCUCAAUGUUAGUACAUUCUAUGAAUAUACACCACAUUUCAUUUAUGCAUUCACCAGCCGAGGGACAUUUCAAUCAUUCCCAGUUUUGGCUUUUAAGAAUAAUGUUGCUGAUUCCACUCCCAUUCCUGUUCUGGUUCAGGAUGAUAGAAACUCCAUUCCAGUGGGAUGAAGCAAGAAUACAGGCACCCUCUCCUCCAAGUCUGAAGUUGAGGGCUACGGCACCCUCCUAUGAAAGGGCAGGCGGCUACCCCACUUCUCAUCCCCUGCCAGCUACGUGUUGAAGACCCUAAAUUCCAGGGUCUCAGGCUCAGGCCCCAGGAUUCUCCCUGCAAGUGCCGAGCGUGGUGAUGGUGCAGGAGGGCCUGUGUGUGCACGUGCCCUGCACCCUCUCCUACCCCCGGAUAGGCUGGACGGAGGACACCCCCGCCCUCGGCUCCUGGUUCGUGGUCGGGACAGACACGAACAAGGGAAGACCGGUGGCCACAAACAAGCAGGAUCAAGUGCACGGUGGCUCCGGGGGCCGGUUCCAGCUCACCGGGGAUCCCCAGAACCGCAGCUGCUCCUUGCUGAUCAGAGACGCCCAGGUGGAGGACUCGGCACAGUACUUCUUUCGGGUGGAGAGAGGCAGUUACGUGCGGUAUAAUUUCGUGGAAAGCCCGUUCUAUCUGGAAGUGACAGCCCUGACACAGAAGCCCGAUGUCUACAUCCCAGAGACCCUGGAAGCAGGGCGCCGGGGGACACUCAUCUGUGUGUUUAACUGGGCCUUUGAGGAAUGUCCAGCCCCUACUUUCUCCUGGAUGGGGGCCGCCGUCACCACCCCAGGGCCCGGACGCAAAUCCUCCUACUUCUCAGUGCUUUCUCUCACACCGAGACCCCAGGACCACGGCACCCACCUCACGUGCCGGGUAGACUUCUCCAGAAAGGGCGUGAGCGCAGAGACAACCGUUCGACUUAACGUCACCCAUGUCCCCAAAGACCUGGUUAUCAGCGUUUCCAGAGCCAAGGCAUCAGCCCCGGAGCCCCAGGGAAACAGCCCAUAUCUGGAAGUCCAGAAAGGCCAGUUCCUGCAGCUGGUCUGUGCUUCCGAGAGCCAGUCCCCUGCCACCCUGAGCUGGGCCCUGGAGGACAGGAUCCUCUCUUGGUCUCACCCCUGGACCCCCGGCCCCCUGGCUCUGGUGCUGACCCGGGUGAUGCCUGGGGAUUCAGGCUGCUACACCUGCCGAGCAGAGAACAGGCGUGGCUCCCAGAGCCGCACCCUGAACCUCUCCGUGCAGUAUGCCCCAGAGAACCUGAGAGUGAUGGCCCUACAAGCAAACAGGACAGUCCUGGAAAACCUUGGGAAUGGCACGUCCCUCCCAGCCCUGGAGGGCCAAAGCUUGCGUCUGCUCUGUGUCGCCCACAGCAACCCCCCAGCCCAGCUGAGCUGGGCCCUGCGGGGACAGACUCUGAGCCCCUCCCAGCCCGCAGACCCCGGGAUCCUGGAGCUGCCUCAGAUACAAACGGAGCAUGAAGGAGUCCUCACCUGCCGAGCUCAGAACUCGCUGGGCUCCCAGCACGUCUCCCUGCUUCUCUCUGUGGUCUGCCCCCCGCGGCUGCUCGGCCCCUCCUGCUCCCGGGAGGGCGAGGCGCUGGGCUGCACCUGCUCCGCCCGAGCCCGGCCGGCCCCCACCCUGAGCUGGCGGCUGGGGGAGGGGCUGCUGGAGGGGAACCACAGCGACGCCUCCUUGACCGUCACCUCCAGCUCCGAGGGGUCCUGGGCCAACAGCUCCCUGAGCCUCAGGGGACCGCUGGGCUCUGGCCUCAGACUCAGCUGCGAGGCCCGGAACGCACAUGGGGAACAGAGCGCCGCGGUCCUGCUGUUGCCAGAUAAGAAGGGACUCCUCUCAAAGGCGUUGGGUAGCGGAAUAUUUCUGGGAAUGGGCAUCACGACGCUCCUUUUCCUCUGCCUCAUCCUGGUCACGAAGACUCUGAGGAAGAAACAGGCCCAGGCAGGGACUCCGGCCCACGUAGGGGCUCCGGCCCACGCAGGGACUCCGGCCCAGGCAGGGGCUCCGCCGAAGCCCAAGGCCACGCGGAGAAGCACGAUCCUGGACUACAUCAACGUGGUCCCCAAUCCUGGUCCCCUGGCUCGCAAUCGCAAUCGGAACCAGAACCGGAAGGCCAUGCCGAGCAGUCCUUCCCAGGCCUCUCCUCCGGGCGCUCCCUCCCAGGAAUGUAAGAAAAACCAGAAGGAGCUACAUGCUGCUCCCCACACUUGUCCAGGACCCAGAUCAUCCACGCAAGCCUCAGAAUCAGAGAGUAACCAAGAGAAUCUCCAUUAUGCUGCCCUCACCUUCUCGGGCCUCAGACCCUGGGACACCUGGGAGUCCAAGGACACAGGCCCGGAGUACGAGGACAUCAAGUUUCACUGACGGUCUCCCGGGCUGCAGGGCUGGGAUCCAGGAAGAGGAACAGAAGCAGAUGUUCAGAGUGAGUUCAAGAGCAGCCACCGUAAAGAUGUCCUGCUAGGCGACAAGACAGGAAGUCCCUCAGGGCAAGGACACCACGUGGAGACUGGGCGCAAUUGUGCCCUCCAACCCAUGAACCUGAGGAAGAACGAUCGCAGGAGGGCAUGGUACUGGGAACGCUCUCAAAAUGUAAUGGAAAGCAAAGCUCACCAUGUGCUCUGAAUCAACCAGCCAGUGAAGAGAGAAGAUGGGUCUAUUUCUCCGAGGGGAGCAGGUCCUUCCUCCUUCCCCAGAGGUCAGAGUCCUAAUUGCUUCACAGAAAGCUCUCAUGGGGGGUGGUUGCUACUUGCCAGGCAGAAAAUCGAGGAGCCCAGAAGAGAUGUUGGCCUUUGCAUUAAAAAAAAAAAAAAAAACAAUGUUGGGGGCACCUGGGUGGCUCAGUCGGUUGAGCCACCGACUCUUGGUUUUGGUUCAGGUCAUGAUCUCCCGGGUUGUGGGUUCAAGCCUGGCAUGGGGCUCUGUGCUGACAGAGCGAAGCCUGCUUGGGAUUCUCUCUGCCCUCUCCCCUGGCUCUCACCCUCUCUCUCUCUGUGUCUCUGUCUCUCUCAGAAAUAAAUAAAUAAACAUUUAAUAAAUAAAUAACAGGGCGCCUGGGUGGCUCAGUUGGUUAAGCGUCCAACUUCAGCUCGGGUCACAAUCUCACGGUUCGUGAGUUUGAGACCCACGUGGGGCUCCAUGCUGACAGCUCAGAGCCUGGAGCCUGCUUCGGAUUCUGUGUCUCCCUCUCUGUCUGCCCCUCCCCUGCUUGCACUCUCUCUCUCUCUGUCUCAAAAAUAAAUAAACAUUUUAAAAUUUUAAUAAGUAAAUAAAUAAAUAACAAUAAUAAUAAAAAUAAAGCCACACUGGAGAAA